GUACUCAGUAGGACACCGUCAAGUGCGUACAUUUCUAAUGUGACUUUUUUGACAUAAGUAUUUAGGGUACAAAAUCGAGUGAGUUUCUGUAGUGAGUGAGUUCUGAGUGUAGGUAAUUAAAAAAAGGAAAAAAUGUUAAACACACAGUUGUUUUCUAAAGUGUUCCUUACGAGAAGUUCAUUAGAUUCAGUUUCGUUGAGUAAGGAGGGCGAAUCUGCAUCAGAAUGGACACCACUGUUGAAGAAAUCUACCAAUGUCCCGCUUUCUACGAGAGUAUUUAUAAUACCUCAAAGAUGGGUGAUGGCGAUCAUGGGAUUCUUAGCGGUCGCCAACGCAUACACGAUGCGCGUUUGCUUAAACAUAGCUAUCACGCAGAUGGUCCAUCGGCGCUCCCAUUCUGCAGCCAACGACGGCUCUUGUCCCGCUGGUGACGUCGGAGAGGUGAACGUGGAAGGAACUGACCCUACUGAAUUGACGGGAUUCGACUGGGACGAAGCGACGCAAGGUAUGAUCCUAAGUGCCUUCUACUACGGGUACAUAGUAACCCACUUACCUGGAGGAAUGCUGGCUGAACGGUUCGGAGGCAAAUACUCUCUUGGUUUCGGAGUACUGAGUACUGCAGUCUUCACUCUGCUGACGCCGUGGACUGUAAACCUUGGUGGAGCGACUGGUCUCAUCAUAUUGAGGGUGCUUGAAGGUCUUGGAGAGGGCUUCACAUUCCCCGCACUAAAUGCAAUGCUUGCCCGAUGGGCACCAAUAUCUGAGAGAGGGCGAAUGGGAUCCCUAGUCUUCGGAGGUGCACAGAUUGGCAACAUCGCCGGCACCUACCUGUCAGGACUGGUGAUCAAGGAAACUGGUGAAUGGCAGUCUGUCUUCUACCUCUUUGGUGCCAUCGGUAUACUGUGGUUCAUUCUUUGGGCUAUCCUCUGCUACAAUGACCCUGAGUCUCAUCCAUUCAUCUCGGACAAGGAGAAGAAAUAUCUAGAAGAGGCCCUUGGCAGUCACCGCAGCAGCCUCCCAUCAGCCAUCCCCUGGAAAGCCAUCUUCAUGUCGGUUCCACUAUGGGCCCUGGUUUGCGCUCAGAUCGGUCACGACUACGGGUACUUCACGAUGGUGACCGACCUUCCUAAGUACAUGACAGGAGUCCUCAAGUUCGACAUCCAUAGGACAGGCACGCUUGCAGCCCUGCCUUACGCGGUCAUGUGGCUGAGUUCUAUCGCGUUCGGCUGGAUUUGCGACAAGAUUGUCAAGAGAAACUGGCUGACUGUCACCAACGCUAGGAAGACUUUCACCACCAUCGCAUCUGUCGGACCCGGUAUCUGCAUGAUCCUCGCGUCAUACUCCGGCUGCAAUACUGAAGCUGUGGUCAUUCUGUUCACCGCGUCCAUGGGUCUGAUGGGAGCAUUCUACCCAGGCAUGAAAGUGAACGCACUUGACCUAAGUGGCAAAUACGCUGGCACUAUAAUGGCUAUCGUGAAUGGCAUAGGAGCUAUUACUGGCAUCAUCGCACCAUACCUAGUCGGCUUACUGACUCCUGAUAGUACGCUGGUACAAUGGAGGCUGGUGUUCUGGAUAGCUCUAGCCGUGUUCAUUCUCACGAACUUGGUGUUCGUUGCGUGGGCGUCAGGAGACGAGCAAUGGUGGAACACCACCACGCAGGACCCUAGGAAGCAACGCGAGGCGGAGGCAGGAACCAACCACUCCGUCAAUGCCGAGGUCAAGUUGUAAAGCACUCAACAAAAAUAUUUGGUUCAAAUCGCGAAAAAUGAGGAAAAUAUUCGACUAAAGCUAAAGGCUCUAGCCGUUUUCCUGUUAACGCUCCGGAAGAAAAUGUAAAUAUAAUAAUUUAAUUAGACGCAGUGCCCAAGGAAAUACUUUAUCGUACUUUUAGACAAUAAAAAACGUACUUACAUGACGUUGUGCGGUAGUGAAGACAAUUUAUAUUAUAAUGAUGACAAGAUUACUAAACUAGAUGAGUGUAAAAAUGUAUAGUACAAACUGUAAGCGUUUUAUGAAAUUGUUUAAAUCAUAAUAAUAGGCGGUUCACUGAAUCUACAGCCAGUGUUUGUGAUAGUAAUAAUAAAUACUUCCAUUGUAGCUAAUUAGUAUUGUGGCUGAAAAUGAAAUGUAGUAAAGUGAAUGAGUUUAGUUCAACGUUAAAAUUCAAUAUUUAUUAACAAGUAUUAUGUAACGUUGUUGAUGACUGUAAUUCUAUGUUUAGAUACCUUGUAAGUAGUCAUAUACAAAGUAUUAGUUACGUUUCGUAUGUAGAGUGGAUGCCACUUGUAAAUAUUUGUGGAGGAGAUAUUUAUUUGACAAUUAAUGCACUGAAUGAUAAAUUGUUUUUGUUCACUUUGUUUUUAUGUGGAAAUGGAAAUUUUGCAAGAAAGGCUGUGAACAAAUACUGGGUUUCGCAAAUAAAGUACUAUAUGAGAUGCAGAACUUUUUGUGCUGAAGUGCAUUUUCUGUUUGUGUAUUUGAUCGAGUUGUGAAAGCUCUUAUUGCAAUGAAAUGUGCUGAGAUACAGAAUGUUUUUACUGUUGUAAAUUGUGAGUAAAAAGAACAUGAAUUCGUAACCAUGACGAAGUAUUUUAAAUUCUAAAACAUACCUAAAGUAUAUUUGGAUAAAGAUAAAUUAUAUUAACUCGACUGUGGCAGUAUAGUCGACAACUUUGCAUUGGAGACUGGGUUGCCAUCAAGAAAAAAAAAUGAUACUUAGUAAAUUCUCAUUUAAUGUUAAAAUAAGGUACACGAGAGUACCUUAUCCGAUGAACGAGGAUAUUAUGAUUUGUUGAACACGUGGUUCGUUAUUCAACGUCAAUCAAUGUUUUUUUUUUUUCAGUAACGCUCACUAUUAUAAAAAUGUGGCUUAGAUUCUUGCAAAACAUUGUUAUAAAACAACAUAGCUAUUCUUCAUCCACUAAAAUACUACCAUGUUCUUUGAACUUACAAUACAAUAUAAAGAUACUUUUGUUUAUCUUUAUUUCGGUAUACUCUAUGCAUUUGAUUUCAGGGUGCAUUUUGUGCCAUUUAAGAGAUCUGUGUGCCGGCUUUAUAUUAGUUUUAAUUUAGUAUUUAAGUCCUACUGAGACUAAGAAUGGAGAUUCCAUUACUUGUUUUAACUGAGAUAGUAACUUGUAAGUUAUUUUGUACAAUAUUCUUGUAUUUUGUUAAAAUAAAAAAUCAUUUACAAAACAUGAA
Messenger RNA from Spodoptera frugiperda (fall armyworm), 3201 nucleotides. RefSeq names its product putative inorganic phosphate cotransporter. The transcript has 8 exons. Gene Ontology annotation, biological process: monoatomic anion transport; transmembrane transport. Bases 133 to 1728 code for a protein of 531 amino acids. The record is from RefSeq and is a predicted model, not a curated record. NCBI's taxonomy places the organism in Eukaryota, Metazoa, Arthropoda, Insecta, Lepidoptera, Noctuidae. Gene Ontology annotation, molecular function: transmembrane transporter activity.